UUGAUGUUUAGAAUGCAGUAAACGAUUUCCGGUUAAACGUCACUGACAUAUUUUACAAGCACGUGUUGACAAUUUUGUGAAAUAUAUAUGUGAUGGAUUUCUCCCUCGGAGAAACGACAAAGACAACAAAUCUAAUAUUAUGCUGUCAAUGUGGCACAGAAAUAGAGCCCAAUGCCUCCAACAUGUGUGUAUCCUGCAUCAGAACACAGGUGGAUAUCACAGAGGGAAUCCCCAAACAGGCUGUACUGUACUUCUGCAGAAACUGUAACAGAUACUUGCAGCCUCCCAGCACAUGGGUGUCUGCACAGCUAGAAUCAAGAGAACUUCUUUCCAUCUGUCUGAAGAAACUCAAAGGAAUAAACAAAGUUCGAUUGGUUGAUGCCGGAUUUGUGUGGACAGAACCUCAUUCUAUGAGAAUCAAAGUCAAACUCACUGUACAGAAAGAGGUGAUGAAUGGGGCGGUGCUUCAGCAGGUGUUUGUGGUGGAGUUCACGGUCAACAACAACAUGUGUGACGACUGCCACCGCGUGGAAGCCAAGGACUUCUGGAGAGCCGUGGUUCAGAUCAGACAGAAGACUGACCACAAGAAGACCUUCUUCUUCCUGGAGCAGCUGAUUCUGAAACACAAGGCCCACGCCAACACAGUCAACAUCAAGGCUGUACACGAUGGAUUGGAUUUCUUCUACUCCCAAAAACAAGAUGCUCGAAAAUUGGUCGACUUUUUAGUGAAUGUAGUACCAUGCAGGUAUCAGUGUGCUCAGGAGCUGGUUUCCCAUGACAUCAGAAACAACACCUUUACCUACAAGUACACCUUCUCUGUGGAGAUCGUCCCCAUUUGUAAGGACAACAUUGUGUGCCUGCCUCCUAAGCUGGCCCAAAUCCUGGGAAACAUCAGCCCGAUCUGUAUCUGUAGUCAUGUGACCCAGACAGUGCACCUGAUUGACCCCAACACGCUGCAAGUGGCAGAUGUGAGUGGAACACAGUUUUGGAGGUACCCCUUUGUGAACCUCUGCUCCCCUAAAAGAUUUGUGGAGUUUAUGGUGAUGCAGGUGGACAUUAUUCCAGAAAAGGACAGGCCCCACAGAGUGCCAGUAUCCAAUAAGCAUGUGUUGGCUGACCUCUGGGUAUCCAAGGUGACAGAGAAUGGCCUGAGUGACCACCAAUUCUUCUGUAGGACACACCUGGGGCACCUGCUGAGUCCGGGGGACACAGUUUAUGGAUUUGAUUUUACUAAUGCCAACUUGAACAACCCUGACCUGGAGAAGGUCAAGGCUGAAAAGCUGCCGGAUGUGGUGAUUGUGAAGAAAGUGUUUGGAGAUAAAACAACCAGGAACAGGAAGCGAAGGUGGAAGCUGAAGCAUCUCCAUGACGACCUGCACAUGGAGACGGCCAGCAAUGAAAGAGACUACACAGAUUUCCUUGAGGAUCUGGAGGAGGACCAGAUAACCAGGCAACACGUCAACAUUUACAAAGAUGAGAGCAAGAUAGCCGUGGAUACGGAUGACACGGAGGAUGAGGAUCUGCCACAGAUCAGUCUACAGGAAAUGCUGGAUGAUCUCCACAUUGCGGAUGAUCCUAUGGGAGACGAGGACUAGCCUCUAUAUGGGAGAAAAGGGAGACUAUUCAUGUUUUCUGCAUGAAUACCUUAAGAAAACAACGUAUGGACACACUAGAAAAAACAUUUGCUAUUAUUGUACUCAAUAUAUCCCUAUACCUAUCCCAUGUUUGUCAUCCACAAACUCUGUUAUGAAGAUUAAUUUUUUGGAUAAUUUAUUUGAAAAUGCUGUGCGAAAUGUUUGUUGGUUUUUUUGGAAUAAAAUGACUGCUGACUACAUG
This is a messenger RNA of Magallana angulata, 1836 nucleotides long. RefSeq names its product 60S ribosomal export protein NMD3-like. The coding region runs from base 93 to 1595 and encodes 500 amino acids. Gene Ontology annotation, biological process: ribosomal large subunit export from nucleus. The transcript has 15 exons. NCBI's taxonomy places the organism in Eukaryota, Metazoa, Mollusca, Bivalvia, Ostreida, Ostreidae. The record is from RefSeq and is a predicted model, not a curated record. Gene Ontology annotation, cellular component: nucleus; cytoplasm. Gene Ontology annotation, molecular function: ribosomal large subunit binding.